CAGCCAAAGUGUAUCAUAUUCUUAAACUUCUAACUUCAAAUCUUUCUUUCAAACUUCUAAAUUUGAUAAUACAAUUUGUAAAAAUCUUCAAUAAUAUGACAUCCAUGAAAAGAAGCAGAGAAGACAAUAUGCAAAUUGAAGUAGAGGCCAUGGCUAAUUGUGCCUUAAUGGCGCUUUUGUCUCGUUUCAACAACACUUCUUCAUUAUCAGCUCAUAUUCACAUUAAUGAUUUUGAAUGCAAGACUUGUAAUAAACGAUUUCCGUCUUUUCAAGCCUUAGGAGGUCAUCGUGCAAGUCAUAAUAAACGAUCAAGAUUAUUCGGAGAGUUUCUUGUUCAAACCAACAAAAAGAACAAGAUGCAUAAAUGUUCUAUUUGUGGUAUGGAGUUUUCUUUGGGUCAAGCUUUAGGUGGACACAUGAGGCGUCAUCGUGAUGAAAUUAAUAAAACUACAGCUCAUGAACAGACGAUGAUUCCGAUUUUGAAGAAGUCAAAUAGCAUCAAGAGGAUUUUUUGUUUGGAUUUAAACUUAACCCCUCGUGAUGAUAAUGUUGAUUUCAAGUUAUGGCCAACAACACCAAUUGCAUCUCCUGUUUUGCGAUGCUUUUUUUAAAUCCCCUUCCUUUAGAAUUAGGAAAUUUGCUACCAAUUUGUUAAUUCUUUUAUGAUGAUAUUUAUGUCAAGAUAAAUUUACGAUGAAUUCUUUUUA
Solanum tuberosum (potato) is the source of this 707-nucleotide messenger RNA. Its product is annotated as zinc finger protein ZAT11-like. The record is from RefSeq and is a predicted model, not a curated record. The transcript has a single exon. NCBI's taxonomy places the organism in Eukaryota, Viridiplantae, Streptophyta, Magnoliopsida, Solanales, Solanaceae. Bases 96 to 611 code for a protein of 171 amino acids.